Molecule: messenger RNA, 1490 nt
Organism: Rubroshorea leprosula
Lineage: Eukaryota; Viridiplantae; Streptophyta; Magnoliopsida; Malvales; Dipterocarpaceae
Source: the annotation of a GenBank genome assembly
UUCUUUCUGUUUUCAGUAUUGGCUGUGUUUAAUUGGGAAAUAAAUAGGGGUUGUUAUUUGCUAUAUUUUCAUAUAAAACCUAAUUUUGUUUUAUCAUAUUAGUUUCAUUAUGAAUUUCAAAUUGCUAUUGCACUUUAUUUUAUACUAAAUUGAUGUUUGGUAGAAGCCUUGGUGAAAAAAUAUUGGUUUUUGCGUCAUGCUUGCCUGCUGAGGUAACAAAGAGAAAGAGAAUUUGAAAUAUGAAUUUUUGGCUUCUUUUCUCUUUAGGAAAGACUUUAGAAAGGACAGCUUUCAUCUUUCUAAGGAAAGACUUUAGAAAGGACAGCUUUCAUCUUUCUAAGGUCUAUAAAAAUGGAAAAGCAUAGGAUUGAAGUGUACAAUUCUUUCUGUUUUCAGUGUUGGCUGUGUUUAAUUGGGAAAUAAACAGGGGUUGUUAUUUGCUAUAUCUUCAUAUAAAACCUAAUUUUGUUUUACCAUAUUAGUUUCAUUAUGAAUUUCAAAUUGCUAUUGCACUUUAUUUUAUACUAAAUUGAUGUUUGGUAGAAGCCUUGGUGAAAAAUAUUUGUUUUUGCGUCAUUGUUGCUUGCUGAGGUAACAAAAUGAAGGAGAAUUUGAAAUUUGAAUUUUUGGUUUCUUUUCUCUUCAGGAAAGACUUCAAAAAGGACAGGAAACUUCCUCCUGCUUACACUGGUCGAGGAUGUCGAGUUUGUAAUACUCCACAGUCUGAAUCAAUGAUUUGGUAUCAUUUGAAGACCAUAGUACAAGAUGAGACUAGCUCAACUACUUUUAUUAUCUUUGGUACAAAAGGUGAAAAACUACUUGGAAUAUCAGUUAAUAAUUUAAUUGCAUCAGUAGCAGUGGAUCCUAAAGUACUUCAUCCAGUGAUGGAGAGAUUUUGUGAGAAAAGGGUUAAAAACUUUUUUCAUAUGACAGUUAAACAUAAUGAAUAUGAGGAGGAUGCUUUGGAAGACAACCUAUUUGUUGGGAAGGGCAAAGCAACAUCUGUAAAACUAAUUUUAAGUAGUGGCCUAAAUCAUGAGGAAGUUGGUAGUAUCACUUCUCUUAAGGGAAAAGAAAUAUUGAGAGAGUUUGAAGAACUAAAUGAGAAACACAGUGUGCCUCCUAUUGUUUUAGGAGUUGAUCAAGUUAAAUCUGUCGUUUUAGAAAUGGUUAUGCAGAGCAGAAAAGGGUUGCAGCUGGAUGAUUUGCAUGAAAAUAAUAACAAGGAGUUUAGCAAUCAAUCAUCUGAGAUUUAUAAUGCAUCUAUUACUAAUGACUAUCAAGAAAAGAUGGAAAGGGAAAAUGAGAAGUAAGAAUCAAGUGUUGACCUAUUCGACAGCAUCAAUGAAGAUAAUUUGACAUCAACAAAGGAACUGGUAACGUUGACCGAUAGCAAUUGUGAGAAACAAACAGGAAUUGAAGAAGAAAGAAUUAAAAAAAAUGAUGCAAAAAAUGUACAAAGAGAUGAUAUCAACCAAUACUAGAAAAAA